Molecule: messenger RNA, 723 nt
Organism: Humulus lupulus (European hop)
Lineage: Eukaryota; Viridiplantae; Streptophyta; Magnoliopsida; Rosales; Cannabaceae
Product: probable alpha,alpha-trehalose-phosphate synthase [UDP-forming] 9
Exons: 3
Coding region: 52-477 (141 amino acids)
Biological process (GO): trehalose biosynthetic process
Cellular component (GO): cytosol
Molecular function (GO): catalytic activity
Source: RefSeq, a predicted model, not a curated record
ACGAGUCCCUUAGCCGCAGACGUUGAAUAGAAACAAAUUGCAGAAAAUGUGAUGAAAUUGUAUACAGAAGCAACUGAUGGAUCUUAUAUAGAUCCCAAGGAGAGUGCCUUGGUAUGGCACCAUCAAGAUGCUGAUCCUUAUUUUGGAUCUUGCCAGGCUAUGGAACUGUUAGAUCAUCUCGAAAAUGUCCUUGCAAAUGAAUCUGUAGUUGUUAAGAGGGGACAGCAGAUAGUUGAAGUAAAGCCACAGGGAAUUACUAAAGGACUCGUUGCAGACAAAGUUCUUUCUAUGAUGAUCAAUGAAGGGAAGCCAGUAGACUUUGUGAUGUGCAUUGGUGAUGAUAGAUCCGAUGAGGACAUGUUCGAAAGCAUAUCAAGUAUAGCUUCCAACUCAUCUCUCCCUGUAGUUCCCGAGAUGCAUCGGUGGGGUUUGACAGUGGCAGAGCUUGGCGAAGGCGAAGGGCCUGGCGAAGUGUAGGCUCAAAUCAGUCGUGGACUUCCAAAGAGUCUUAUGCUAUGUUACGAUUAAGUGGGCACUUUGAUUCAUUCAUCAGCUUUGCACUUUUUCUUUCUUUAAUCUCGUUUUAGUAUUUAGAUGUUUGCUUUGGGUUGGUUUGAUUUUUAUUUAGUUCUUUUUUCUCUGUUAGGGUUUUAUUCUAACUUUUUAAAGUUGGGAAUUUUAUUAUAUUGAUGAGAUUUUCAACCGAAGGAGUUAAAUUUCUUA